This is a messenger RNA of Brenthis ino (lesser marbled fritillary), 2151 nucleotides long. NCBI's taxonomy places the organism in Eukaryota, Metazoa, Arthropoda, Insecta, Lepidoptera, Nymphalidae. The record is from the annotation of a GenBank genome assembly.
AUGCGUUCUGUGGUAGAAAUAGGGGCUAGUGUCCCAGCUUUUUUGGGAAAACUAUGGAAAUUGGUUAAUGAUUCAGAAACCAAUCAUUUGAUUUCAUGGAGCCCCGGUGGAAAAACAUUUGUUAUAAAAAAUCAAGCUGAUUUUGCUAAAGAAUUAUUACCAUUGUAUUAUAAACACAAUAAUAUGGCAAGUUUUAUAAGGCAAUUAAAUAUGUAUGGUUUUCAUAAAAUAACUUCUGUAGAAAAUGGAGGCUUACGAUAUGAAAAGGAUGAAAUUGAAUUUUCUCAUCCAUGUUUUAUGAGGGGUCAUGCAUAUCUGUUAGAACAUAUUAAAAGAAAGAUUGCUAAUCCCAAAUCAAUUGUUGCAAGUAAUGAGAGUGGAGAGAAAAUACUCUUAAAGCCAGAAUUAAUGAACAAAGUAUUAGCCGAUGUAAAACAAAUGAAAGGAAAACAAGAGAGCCUUGAUGCUAAAUUUAGUGCUAUGAAACAAGAAAAUGAAGCAUUAUGGAGAGAAGUGGCUAUACUUAGGCAAAAACAUAUAAAGCAGCAGCAAAUUGUGAACAAUCUUAUACAAUUCUUGAUGUCUCUUGUGCAACCGACUAGGGCCCCUAAUUCUGGAGGCAACAAUGUUGGUGUAAAGAGGCCCUAUCAAUUGAUGAUUAACAAUGCUGCACAUAAUUCUACAGAUACUUAUCCUGGCAGAUUAAAAAACAUAAAAUUAGAUAAGGAUAUUGGACUGGAUGAUUUGAAUGAUGAAAACAUGGAGGAUGGUCCAACUAUCCAUGAAUUGGCACAUGAUGAUAUUUUACACAGUGAGGCAUCUCAAGAUUCAUUGGACCCUUCUGCUUUUGUGACUGUGGAUUUGGCGAGUGGUCCUAAAAUAUCAAAUGCUCCUUCCAAUUCUGAUCCGACAACAUCAACACAAUAUCAUGUCACUAUGGAAGAUGGAGAGGAAACUGAUACAGAUCAUACAAGAAUGACAUUUCCUAUUGCACAUACAAAUGGCUACUUAAGGAUACCUGACACUCCACCCAUAGUUACAUCACCUUCACCUACAAUGGGUACAUCUCCAAUAGGUCAAUCUACAAUGGAACAAGUGAUAAACAGUGUGAUUGAAUCACCUGGAUCAUCAAAACCAAAAAUCAGAAGUUGUAGCAAAAAUGUAUCUACAAACCCUAAAGGACUACUCUCUCCAAGCAAUUUUAAUGCAAUAAAUACAUCGGCUGAUUUCAAGCUCCCAGCUGAAAUAUUUGCAAGUGAUGAUUCUGUCAGUGAUGCUGGUGUCACAACAACAGAAGAUCUAAAUGCCCUACAAGACUCCAUACUUUCCGAACAGGCUAUCUCAAGUUCUAAGGACAAGAUGCUUGGAGGCAUUAAUAUCAAGCUUGAAAAACCAGAAUAUGUCAAAACUGGAAAGAAAUCUAAGAAGUCAAAAGAUAAUAAUAGCAUACAUAAUUUGAAUUUGACUGAUAUUAAGACUGAACUUCAGGAUGACUUUGACUGGAGCAACAUGACAUUAGCAACCAUUAAUAAUAAUUUGAAUGUAAAUAGGUUACAAUCUGUGUAUAGAAGAGAUAACAGUCAAAAUAGGGAUGAAUAUUCUUCCCAAUUUGGAACAAAUUCAAACAAAAAUGACAUCGAUGAUCAUUUGGAUACUAUGCAAACAGAUUUGGAUUCCCUCAGAGAGCUGCUCAGAAGUGACACUUACGCCUUAGACACAAACACACUAUUAGGGAUUGAUGAGAGCGUAGGACCUACAGUUUCACACCAUACAAAACAAAAUCUGUUUGGAUCAGAUGAUCCUUUCUAUGGACUGGCUUACAAUUCAUCGGAUGACAGAGCUAAAAGUGGCAACAAUGAUACAACCAAACAGUAUCCGAUGAUUGAUUUUGAUUGGCUGAUCGCGAAGAAGCUGAAAGGUGAAAUUUCGAAUGUAAGCAGUGACGAGAUUCGCGCCCAGAGCCCGUUCACUGAAGAUGAUGCUGAAGGGAAUCAGCUUAUAUCAUAUACAGGGAAUAUUCCAGACUUUGAGGAUAUAAGUAUACCGGAUUUAGAAGAUAACUCUCAAGACUGUUUGUCGCCAAGCCCUAGCAGCUCCACUUUGAACACGCCUCAAGUACAAUUGAAUUCACCUUCCUAUAAUGUGAAACCA